AUGCUUCGUUCAGCUAAAAAUUUAGUUAAAGGUUACUCAUCGACUCAAAAAUUAGUACGUGAUGCUACUUCCAACAGUCAUGAUAAUCCUCCAAUAGACCAGUUGAGUGAGCUGGCAGAGAUGACGUACAAUAAUAUGGAAUUUUUCGAGAUUAUGGACAUGUUAGAUAAGAGAAUCAAUAGUAAAGGUAAAUAUUGGAAACACGUUAUCAAGUCCUUGAUUGUAUUAGAUUAUCUCGUUAGAUUCGGUAGUGAAAAUUGUGUUAUUUGGUGUAAAGAAAAUCUGUAUAUUAUUAAAACGCUCAGGGAAUUCACUUACGAAGAUGAAAGUGGCAUGGAUCAGGGUCAGAUGGUUAGAGUUAGAGCUAAAGAAUUGACCUCGUUGUUAAUGGACGAAGAAAGACUAAGAGAAGAAAGAGCUCUUAAUAGAAGAGGUGGUGGGAAUAGAAGAAGAGCAAAAUCAAGAAAUUCUGAUGAUGAUGACGAUUUGGAGAGGGCUAAAGAAGAAAGUAGACGUACUGCAAGAGAAGAAGAAGAACUUCGUAGAAGGCAAGAGGCUGAACGUCAAUUUGCGCUACAACUAAAUCAGGAAGAGCAAGAACUAAGAGCCUUGCAGCAAUUACAACAACAGCAACAGCAACAGCAGCAACCAAUGUAUUAUGAUAUUUUCGGAAAUCCCAUCACACCAGAGGAAUAUUUACAAUUUCAGCAACGACAAGCGGCUUUGGCUCAGCAACAAGCAUUAUUAGCCCAACAAGAACAACAGUAUUGGGCUCAACAACAGGCUGCAUUCUUGUCACAACAACAACAGCAGCAACAGCAGCCACUUGCUACAGGCUCUAAUAAUCCGUUUGCAUUAAAUAACAAGAAGUUACAACAACAUACACCAGAACCAUCAGUAAUAGACACCACACUGAAUACACAGGCACCUUUGAAACAGACAAGAACGGGAAGUCAAUCAAUUUCUGACAAGUAUAGUGCGUUGAAUACUCUUUUGGCCACAGGAACAGGUAUCGACACAUUCGGUAAUACAGGAAAUCAAAGAAUUCCAGCCCAACAUACAAAAACAGGGACAUUCAUCAAUUCACAGGGUACGGGUUACAAACAGGUUUCCACGAAUGGAUUCAAUAACGUGUUUUUAAAUAGUCAAUACACUGGUUUACCCAGUUCCAAUAUUGUACCUUCACAGACUGGUUAUGGGUUCGGUAACAGUACUGUGAAUAACAACAAUUUGGUCGAUUUAUAA
This is a messenger RNA of Kazachstania africana CBS 2517, 1245 nucleotides long. It is a transcript of the gene ENT1, whose product is annotated as epsin. Lineage: Eukaryota; Fungi; Ascomycota; Saccharomycetes; Saccharomycetales; Saccharomycetaceae. Gene Ontology annotation, biological process: actin filament organization; endocytosis. The record is from RefSeq and is a predicted model, not a curated record. Gene Ontology annotation, cellular component: clathrin vesicle coat; endosome; plasma membrane. The coding region runs from base 1 to 1245 and encodes 414 amino acids. The transcript has a single exon. Gene Ontology annotation, molecular function: phospholipid binding; clathrin binding.